AUGCAACUUUCACUCAUUUUCACUACACUCGUUACAUUUGCCGCUAUUGCUGCAUCACAUUCAACACCAAAAUUGGUCAGAAAGCAUACUUGUGAGGAUUCAUGCUACUCUUCUUUAGCUAAGCGCCAGGAGCUUUCCUCCAACCUCGUUGGUUAUCUUAACACCAGGCUUGAAAUGCGUGAUACACCUGACACGUCUGAUACACCUGACACGCCUGAUUCUUCCGACUCCCCCGACUCUGAUACCGACUCCGAUACCGACUCUGAUACCGAAUCUGAUGAUAAGUCCGCCAGCUCUGACACAGCUGAUGAUGUCAACAAUGACGACACUGGGCACAAGGAUGUUGGAUCUCACCACGUCCACAAGCAAAGCUCCACCCCUCCUGAUUCUAAGUCUACCGACUCUGACUCAACCAACAAAGGCAAUGACAAGAGCGCCGUGGCGCACGAGGAGGUUGAAUCUUAUGUCCACAAGAGAAAACGAGAAGCAUUACCAGUAGGCAAUAUAUCCAAGAGUAGUAAGCUUUUGAAUUGGGGAGGGGUCGCCAGUCGUGGUACAGAGUUGAAUGUCAUGGUGUUACGGCAUCAGCGCGCAGAUGUUGAGAACUCAAUCAACGAGUUUAGUGUAUCGGAUAAGUACCUGUUGACAAUGAGGUGUUCACUGUUGGCAGCGGGCAUCAAGGUGCCCAUGAUUGACUAG
Messenger RNA from Suillus subaureus, 699 nucleotides. RefSeq lists its product as uncharacterized. The coding region runs from base 1 to 699 and encodes 232 amino acids. Lineage: Eukaryota; Fungi; Basidiomycota; Agaricomycetes; Boletales; Suillaceae. The record is from RefSeq and is a predicted model, not a curated record. The transcript has 5 exons.